Chelonia mydas (Green sea turtle) is the source of this 863-nucleotide messenger RNA. RefSeq names its product regenerating islet-derived protein 4. Gene Ontology annotation, molecular function: signaling receptor activity. The record is from RefSeq and is a predicted model, not a curated record. The transcript has 6 exons. The coding region runs from base 53 to 532 and encodes 159 amino acids. Lineage: Eukaryota; Metazoa; Chordata; Testudines; Cheloniidae.
CUGGUUUGCACCAGAGCGGCUACGCAGAGAGACAAUCAGGGGGAGCACGAAGAUGGGGCCAGUUGCCUGCUUCAGCCUCUGCCUUCUCGGCUGCCUGAUCUUUAACCCCUCGCUGGAAGGAAUAGGGGCCACGUCCUGUCUCCCUGAAUGGCUGUUCUACCAAGGCCACUGCUAUGGGUUCUUCCCUGAAAAGGUGUCCUGGUCAGAUGCUGAGGUGCAGUGUCAGUAUCACCGCAAAGGGGCCCAUCUCGCCUCCAUUAUCACUGAGGCAGAAGGGGACACGUUGGCCAGAUACAUCACUGAGUCAGGCUUCAAGGAUCAUGUCUGGAUUGGACUGCACGAUCCCCAGAAGAACAGACGCUGGAGGUGGACAGAUGGCUCCCCGUAUUGCUACAAGGCUUGGAACGCCGGGGAACCAAACAACAAGUACGAGUACUAUUUUAAGAACUGGAAUGAUAAAGACUGUCAGACGAAAAACGGCUACGUUUGCCAGUAUGAACUCUCGCGAGGGGAGUCGCUCGCCUGCGCCUGAAGGGGGAGCUCCGCACCUGGGAUGCAAAAGAACUGGGCUCCUUGGGCAUGAUCAGGCAACAUCCCAGACUUUCCGAUGCUUUUGCUGUAUCAAGGGACAGUCCUCUCCCUCCCUGAGAGGCCAGAUCUCACUUCCCCAGCUGCCAACUCUCUUCCCCCAAGUGUCUCUGGUCUAGUUACACUCCUGCCCCUUCCCUCUCUUCCCCUCAGCGGCAGAAGCCCACCACAAGAAUAAACUCUCCUGAGCAUGCAGUUCUGUGUGUGUCUCCUCUGUCCCAAUCCUGGCCCCUGCGUAGAUUCGUCCAUCCAGCCCCCUCUGACUGUGUCCUGAG